Molecule: messenger RNA, 636 nt
Organism: Mucor velutinosus
Lineage: Eukaryota; Fungi; Mucoromycota; Mucoromycetes; Mucorales; Mucoraceae
Exons: 3
Coding region: 1-636 (211 amino acids)
Biological process (GO): translation
Cellular component (GO): ribosome; cytosolic large ribosomal subunit
Molecular function (GO): RNA binding; structural constituent of ribosome
Source: RefSeq, a predicted model, not a curated record
AUGGUUUUGAAGCACAACAACCAGUUGCCUAACCAGCAUUUCCGCAAGCAAUGGGACCUCCGUGUCAAGACUUGGUUCGAUCAAGCCGGUCGCAAGAAGUCUAGAAGAAUCGCACGUGUCCAAAAGGCCGGUCGUAUUGCUCCUAGACCCAUUGAUGGUCUUCUCCGUCCUGCUGUCCGUUGUCCUACCGUUCGUUACAACAUGAAGUUGAGAUCUGGUCGUGGUUUCACUCUUGAAGAACUCAAGGAAGCUGGUGUCCGUCGUAAGGAAGCCCGUUCCAUCGGUAUUGCUGUCGACUUCCGUCGUCGCAACAAGUCCAACGAGUCUCUUGAACUCAACGUUCAACGCUUGAAGGCUUACAAGGCUAAGCUCAUUGUUUUCCCCCGUAAGGCUGGUAAGGCCAAGAAGGGUGACUCUGAGGCUGCCGAAGUUGCCUCUGCUGUCCAACUCCGUGGUCCUCUUUUCCCCGUUGAACAAGCUGCUGCUGCCCCUGAAGCUCGUGCUAUCACUGCUGAGGAGAAGUCUACCAAUGCUUACAUGAAGCUCCGUUAUGCUCGUUCCGCUGCUCGUACUCUCGGUGCCCGUGAGAAGCGUGCUCGUGAUAAGGCCGAGGAGGAGGCCAACAAGAAGAAAUAA